Limulus polyphemus (Atlantic horseshoe crab) is the source of this 1630-nucleotide messenger RNA. RefSeq lists its product as uncharacterized. Gene Ontology annotation, molecular function: aspartic-type endopeptidase activity. The coding region runs from base 474 to 1178 and encodes 234 amino acids. The transcript has 8 exons. Gene Ontology annotation, biological process: proteolysis. The record is from RefSeq and is a predicted model, not a curated record. Lineage: Eukaryota; Metazoa; Arthropoda; Merostomata; Xiphosura; Limulidae.
CUCCGCUGUUGCUUAGCUACGACAUAUUUGGUUCGUAGUAAAGUGUUUGCGAACGUAGAAGAUCUUUAAUAUUUAGGUAAAUUUAUACUAAAUAUAAAUGGAACUUGAAACAAAAUUUCCUAUCUAAAAUGUGCCGAGAAUAAUUUCUGUUACAAGUGACAAAUUUCUGAUAACUUUACUUGGUAUUGUCAGGAAACUAAUACUAUUAUAUGAUAAAUGAAUGUCACAAUCUUGUGCCUACUUCAUCUUGACUGAUACACUACUCAGGCACGUGCAAUAUCUCUUUAUUGUUCUUUACGGAAGAUAUCAGGCAUCAAGCUCCAGAAAGAAGUUCCAUGUAACCAGAGGCGUUUAUAAUAUGGGCGUGGUGUUAAUGUCUGGAACUUUCUCCAAAGUUUAGGAAACAACUUCAGCCAUAUAUAAAAACCAGAUCUGGUUCUCCAUCAUGCUUGUAAGUAACAUCGACGAAAACCAUGACUGAAAAUGAUCCCGACAUUCGCCAACUUGCUCUAAGGCGCCAACAACGUAGGCUUCAUAAUCGAGCCACAGUUGAACAACUAAUAGAAACGGAUAACUCUUCUCUCGGGCGGAGACGAUCGAGUACCUCAGAAACUAAGGGUUUCGCAUAUGAUGGCCGAAACGGAUUCAGUAAAAGAUCUUUCUUGAGUACCAUGCCGGUUCCAAUAUUCGAGGACGACUCCAGAAUGGGGCGGUUAAACAUUCCUCCUGUAGUUAAGUGCGAGUGUAAUGGCGUGGAAACCUAUGCUUCGAUUAACACCAGCACUUCGAUUUCGACUAUAUCCAGAAAUCUGUUGGAGAAAUUAGGCGUAACAGAUCAGAUAAUACCAGACUGUGGCUCCAUCUUUAAUCCUUUGGGCUUACUUCACCCAAAAGUCAAUGGAAAAGUAAAGUACUUGGACUUAACACUUGGUAGCUGGCAGCAAGUGUCACAAUUUUAUGUAGUUGACAAUAUCAUACCAGAUAUCACUUUUGGAGUUGAUUUCCUUCGUAAAACUCAGAGUGUUGUCAACUUUGAGGAUUUUUCUCUUAAGAUCGGUGGAGAAAAGGGAGAACGACUUUCUUUUCUAAGUAAUCGUGAUGUUUUGGCGCUCACCAGAAAAUCAUCCAGUCGGAAUUCAAACCCAGAAUCAAGCCACCAGUCCAACCCUUUUUUCUAACCGAAUUCGUCCGAGAGUAUGUUUUCUAUCAUCUUAGAACAACUUAGAGCACGCAAUUUAGUGCAGAAUUAGAGCAAAAUGUUAAAAAAAAAUAAGUGUUUCACUGAGGAAUUUGUCUUGAUUGUCAGAUAUCGGUUCUUUCAUACAUGAGAACGUGCACAUUUUAUUUGCUCAACUACGUCUCUUUACUUGACAUUUGUGGCAUUUGGUACAUGUGUCCUCUUCUUGUUUCCUCGAACUUUGUCUCCAUAAUAUAUUAUUUGUAGAUCUGUAUCUAUAAGUCAACGUUACGUAAAACUUACAAGUUAUGAACUAUCAUGUAAACGCGUCUUUUUCAGUUAAAACUGAAUUAUAAUGUAAAAUAUAUCUAUGUACAGAACAACGUUUUCGCUGAACUUCUUGCGACACUUUUUUAUUUAUUAACUGCAAUAAAGAAUAUUGUUUAAAUGCCU